Molecule: messenger RNA, 2090 nt
Organism: Xiphophorus hellerii (green swordtail)
Lineage: Eukaryota; Metazoa; Chordata; Actinopteri; Cyprinodontiformes; Poeciliidae
Product: zinc finger protein Gfi-1b-like
Exons: 6
Coding region: 384-1313 (309 amino acids)
Biological process (GO): regulation of transcription by RNA polymerase II
Molecular function (GO): DNA-binding transcription factor activity, RNA polymerase II-specific; RNA polymerase II cis-regulatory region sequence-specific DNA binding
Source: RefSeq, a predicted model, not a curated record
GAUUUAUUUAAUUCCUCCCUCGUCGAGCCUUCUGUCGUGGGUGGUUUUGCGCCCCACUGCAACCUUCCUGUGAUUCCUGCACAUUUGGGUUUAUUUUUAAGCAGAGCCGGGUCGUUUUUGGUGCUGCUGCCUCGAGCGUGCAGCGCUUCAGUUUGUGUGUGAGGAAGCUUUGUGGUGUGGGUUCAAAGGUUUCAGCGCCGAAGCACUUCCUCGUCCUCGGUUGCUCACAUCACUCCGACCUAGAGAGAUCAGCCUGUGAGCGCGCUGACCAUGUGUCCCUUCUAGCUUCAUGUGAGCCUCCAGUCUGUCAGACGGCGACAGCAGGAAGUCUCUGGGAUGCUGAGGAGCUCUGGAGGAAUGUAAAAAUCUGAAUCAGCUGAGUGAUGCCUCGGUCUUUUCUGGUGAAGCGCGGAGGACUGCACCACCUUCGGGUCGCAGUGAGAAGCCCCAGUCCCGGUUCCACCCCGGUAGUGUUCGGCAAGCUAGAGAAAAACGUGGAGUCCUGGGACGCGUCCCUGGGGUGCUCCGCAGCCAAAGAGCCCGAUGAAAAGCAAGCGUCUAUUCUAACUUCACAGGCCGAUAUUUAUGUUUCCAGUUGCGCCGAUGCAAACAUGCAACUUCAGCAAUUCAGUCCAAAAUCUAACGAGUGUGCCUUUAUCAAAGAGGAGAAAGGGGGCGCUGUCUCUCCCGCAACAGGAGCAUGGCUGAGUUCUGCCGUGAGCUCAGAUUAUCCAGACAAACUGUCGGUGGACCUGGGACAUCUGACUCUGCCACAGCACAUCGAGAGGGAGGCGAGGAGCAGCAGCUGCUCCAGGAUCAGUGUACUGAGACACGAGUGUCUGCUCUGUGGCAAAAUAUUUUCAUCUCUGUCAAGCCUGAAGACACAUAUAUGUAAAAGUCAUGGAAACAAAGCUACCCACUUCAAGGCCAGCAGGGCUGAUAAUAAGAAGUCUUCACACAGGGGCAAGGAGAAGACCUUCGGCUGUGAAGUGUGUGGGAAAGUUUUCAAGCGCUCCUCCACCCUCUCCACUCACCUGCUCAUACAUUCGGACACGCGGCCCUACCCCUGUCAGUACUGCGGCAAGAGAUUCCACCAGAAGUCGGACAUGAAGAAACACACAUUCAUUCACACAGGGGAGAAGCCUCAUGUUUGCCAGAUAUGCGGCAAAGCAUUCAGCCAGAGCUCCAACCUCAUCACGCACAGCCGAAAGCACAGGGACGACCGGCCCUACCGCUGCACUCUCUGCCACUACAGCUUCCAGCACAAAGUGGACCUGCGGCAGCACCAGGAGCACCACUGCACCUACCGCUGACCUCUGACCUUUCUCCUUCAUCUCAGAAAACACUUUGAGGACAGAAAUCCCCUCCAUCUGCUGUUCUGUUGAUCGGGUCUCGUGUAUCUACAGACUUCGCUCAGCUGUGUGUCUUUUGUGGCCUAAAACAUCCAUUCAUAUGAAAAGAAAGACUGCUGCAGCUUCGGAUGGAAUUUACAUGUUUAGCUACUGCUGCGCUCUGCACUAAGCCUUUCAAACAUAAACAUUUUCUUAAUCAAUUUCUGAGAUCUGAAUAUAUUUGCAGAGAUGUUUCUCAUGUUUAUUUACUGCACCAGGAGAAGAUAAGGCAAAAAAAAGGUGGAAAGUUUCAAAACUUCUUAGCGUAUCAUUAGCUUAUUUUUAUUUAAUUGUGUUGUACAAGAGAAAUGUUUCUGGCUAUGGGAUUUGCAACCUUUAAGACUCACAGAAAGGUAUUUAUUUUACCAUUUUCAAAUAAGUCUAAUUUGUAUGAAGCUAUAAGAAAUACUUUUAUUUGUACUACAAAAGCUCUGGAUACAGAUUUUAUUUUUUUUUAACUGUCGUCUGUGUCCUGAACACCUUUUUUCAGAUGAAUACUUUGUCACUUAUGUGGUUUGUUGAAAACGUUAAAAUAUUUACUCUUCUGAAGGCAAUUAGUUUAUUCUAUUUAGUGUUACCAGAAUAAAUGUGUUCACAGAUUUGCAUUUCUGAAAACCUGAAAAGUGAUGUAUUAUUUUCCUUUCAUUUCAAAAUCAUGCUGUACUUUGUGUUUGUCGGAUAAAAAGUCAACAAAUGGAA